Molecule: messenger RNA, 6774 nt
Organism: Thalassophryne amazonica
Lineage: Eukaryota; Metazoa; Chordata; Actinopteri; Batrachoidiformes; Batrachoididae
Gene: plxnb3
Product: plexin B3
Biological process (GO): regulation of GTPase activity; semaphorin-plexin signaling pathway involved in axon guidance; regulation of cell shape
Cellular component (GO): semaphorin receptor complex
Molecular function (GO): semaphorin receptor activity; protein binding
Source: RefSeq, a predicted model, not a curated record
UUGCGGGUCGAGGAUUCUGGAUCUGUUCGACUUUGUGGAUUUCUGUUAAGUAUACUUUGGACUCCGGCGGACCGCACACAGGCCUGUCGAGUUCAGCCUGUCCUGACAUUCCAGCACGCGCGUGCGUGCUGCGUGCCCGUGGAGUCUGGGAAAGUCGCAAAGUGAGAAUCAACAGAGGCGGAGGAAGGAGGUGCCCCCCCUCAGGAGACGUCCUCCUGAUGAAGAACGUUCCUCCUCCUCACACUCCAGUUUCCACAUUAGAGACAGUGCCAGUUACCGCAACAGGUAAAGAGGAGUGGCCAUGUUGGCCCCCUCCGUCUCCCCAUUAUUACUCCUUUUCCUGCUCCUCUUCUUCCCUCCAUUCCACCUGCUGGAAGACGUUGACGUGACCUCUAACCCCUCUGUGCAAUGGGUGGAGCUAGAUGGGGCUCCUCUCUCUCACCUGGUGCUGGAUCUAAAGGCGGGGCAUGUCUACAUAGGAGGAGUCGACCACCUGUACCAGCUGACCUCUGACCUGGAAGUGAUGUCACACGUGGUGACGGGACCUGAGCUGGACUCUCCGGACUGCCUCCCCCCGAUCGUCGAUGAGGACUGCCGCUCGGCCACGCCUACUCACAACUACAACAAGUUGCUGCUGCUUGAGCCAGGGGGAGGAGGUACAGAGGGGGCGGAGCCGGGGAGCUUGAUUGUGUGUGGUUCACUUUUUCAAGGCAUCUGUGAAAAGAGGAGUCUCUCCAACAUCUCACAGCUCCUCUACCAGACCUCCAACCCCGUCGACACCCAGUACGUCGCCGCCAAUGACCCCCGUGUGUCCACCGUUGCCGUGGUGAUAACGACUGGGAACAAGCAGGAUUUGGGAGGGGCCCUGCGCUUGAUGUUGGUUGGUCGGGGCUACACCACCAAGGGCCCUGGUGAUAUCCCGCCCAUCACCACGCGCCGCCUGUUCCCCGUGGCUCCUCCUCAGCUGGCGUUCUCCCAGGAGGAGGACCUGGGCAAGCUUGUUGUGGGGAGUUACUCUGAGUACAACAACCAUUUUGUGACUGCCGUCACCCACGGCAACCAUGUCUACUUUUUGUUGUCACGGCGGGAUAUGUGGUACAAGAGGGAGUACCGGACCUAUGCCUCCCGUCUCUGCACCUCCGACCGCAGCUUCUACUCCUAUGUGGAGGUUCCGCUGCUCUGCCGCGGCGGAUACAACCUCGCUAAAGGGGCGUGGCUCGGCACUCACAUGGACGCUCCAGCUCUGUUCGUCGUCAUGGCGAUGGGGCAGGCGUCGACGCCUGUGGCAACAGGUCGCUCGGCUCUGUGUGUUUACAGAAUGGCGGAGCUGGACGCCAUGCUGCAGCGAGCGCAGGAACUGUGUUACACUGAAGAAGGGCGCGGGAGUGGCGGUCAGGAGGAGGCCUACAUCGAGUACGCUGUGUCGUCCAAAUGUGUCAAACUAUCCAAGGAUUCCCUGUCGAAGUAUCCCUGUGGAGGAGAACACACCCCAAACCCUAUUGCCAGUGCUGUGCCCCUCCCCGCCACGCCCACGUUCACCGCAACCACCCAGCUGACAGCGGUUACCACAGCAACGGAGGCGGGGCACACCAUCACUUUCCUGGGAGACCGAGAAGGACGAGUGCACAAGGUCUUAGUGCGACCCAAUUUGUCAGGUCAACUGUACGGAAGCGUGCUGGUGGACAGUGGGAGUGCCGUAAAUGCUGACCUCCUAUUGGACGACAGCCAGCAACAUGUUUACGUUUUGACUGAGAGUCGGCUGUUGAAGGUUCCAGUGUCGUCCUGUGAGAGACAGACAGACUGUCAGUCGUGUCUCAGUGUCAGAGACCCGUACUGUGGCUGGUGUGUCCUUGAGGGAAGAUGUUCUCGUAAACAUGAGUGCGGGCGCCACGCUCGGCGCCAUCACUGGCUCUGGAGCUUUGACCCGACGUCUCAGUGCGUGGGGGUGGAGCAUUUGCAGCCGGCCAGUCAGAGCAGAGACGAGCAGACUCGGGUCACCCUGUCGGUUGUCCAGCUUCCUGCCCUCACUGAGGAUGAGUCUUUGUCCUGUGUCUUUGGGCUCCUCCCACCUCAGCCCGCUGUCCUCACGGGAACCAGCAUAACCUGUCAAUCACCUUCACCGGAGCUGCUCCCACCAAUGCCAGCAGACAGUGAUCACAUGAUCCUGCCUGUGUCGCUGAUGUUUGGUCAUGUGACCAUCACCAAGGGUAACAUCACCUUCUACGACUGCGGCGCAGUCAGCCGAUUGAACCAGAGCUCCCAGUGUCUGGCAUGUGUCGGCAGUGUGUGGAAGUGUAACUGGUGCCCCCUAGAUGAGCUCUGCUCGCACAACUACAGCUGUCCAAACCAACAAGUCAUCCUCAAUCAGCAGGAGGCGCCUGGUCUCAUCUCCUGCCCGCUGGUCUUCAGCCUGCAGAGUUCUGCCUUAGUGCCCAUGGGCCUGAGCAUCACUGUGGUGCUGCUGGGAAGAAACCUGGACAUCUACACUGAUGAGGCUCAGUACACGUGUGUGGUGGAAAUCGAAGGCGUCCAGUUCAACUUGACGGCUGCUGUGGACAAAACCGAUGAAAACCAACACACCUUCACCUGCAGCCCGCAUGAGUUUCACUAUAUCGUCAGUCAGUUGCAGUAUUCGGCUCCUGUCUACUUGAGGAGGGGAGAACGACGCAUUGACGCCUCGCCUGGCCUCCGAAUUCAGCUGUACGACUGUUCAGCCGGCCAAUCAGAUUGCUCACAGUGCAGGGCGGUGCCAGAGGAGUACGGCUGUGUGUGGUGUCCAGGAAACUCUGCCCCACAAUGUGUUUACAACAAAUCCUGCUCCCACAUUCCUGUGGAGACCUGCCCCCCUCCUCAGAUCACACAGGUGCUUCCUGUGUCUGGUCCUCUGGAGGGUGGAGUUAUGGUGACCAUCACAGGGUCCAACCUGGGGACAAAGUUUCAGGACGUGGAUGGUGGAGUCACAGUGGCAGGUGUGCAGUGUUUGCCCCGCCCUGAGGGAUACCAAAUCUCAACCAGGGUUGUGUGUGAACUGCAGCCGAGCGGUGAGCAGAGGGAGGGCCCUGUCCUGGUUACCGUGGGAACAACCGCACCUGGAAGAUCACUGCAGAACUUCACCUAUCAGGACCCGUCCCUCCUGGAUCUGGUUCCUGAUAGAGGUCCUGUGUCUGGAGGAACCAGACUGACCAUCAGAGGACGACAGCUGCUGACGGGACAGACGUCUGAUCUCAGCGCCUUCCUCGGCACGCAGCCAUGCUACAUUGUGGAGGAGGUGAACGACACUCAGCUGGUUUGUCAGACCGGUUCCACUAACCACACAGGUGGCGUGACUGUUCAGGUUCUGUUCGGUAAAGCGGUCAGGACGGUUCCUAACGCUGUCUACCGUUACCUUGACGAUCCUGUCAUCACGGAUGCUACGCCCAGCGAGAGCUUCUACGACGGUGGGCGGGCCAUCACGGUGACCGGCAGGAACUUGUACGUGGUGCAGCAGCCAAUCAUCUCAGUUUGGGUGGAGCCUCUGGCAGGUCAAAGGGUGAAACGCAGAAGACGAUUGGCUCUCCUCACAGCCAAGCAGAAGCUGCUCUUCAACAGCACCAUGACAACGGUAUCAGAGCUCUGCAAAGUUGGGUCUUCUUCAGAGAUGACGUGUGUGACCCCCAGAGUGUCCCCAGAGGUCAAAGUGAAAGGUGUCUGGUUCCAGCUGGAUGUCAGGGUCGACUAUGAGAGCAUUAAGGGUAAAAGCUUCACUUAUUAUCCGAACCCGGAGUUUUUUCCUCUUAAUCGUGAUGAUCCUGACGCUCCGUUCCAUUUCAAACCUGGAGGAGUGAUCGCUGUGGAGGGUCAGCACCUGACCAGAGCGAUGACCAGACAGGAAGUGGUGGCCCUGCUCGGAGAUCAGAAGUGUGAGGUGAAAACUCUGGUCAACACUCACCUGUACUGUGAACCACCGGAGACCCAACCAGAGAGUCUGGACAACAACGAGCUGCCCAGCCUCAAGGUGUUCAUGGGAAACCUGGAGGUGGACCUGGGAUUGGUGCAGUACGACACUGACUCUCUGCUUCCCCCCGUCCCAUUGGCUGCUCAGGUGGGUUUGGGAGCUGGAGCAGCCAUGGUCGUCCUGUCAGUGCUGGUGGUCAUCCUGAUGUACAGGAGGAAGAGCAAACAGGCUCUCAGGGACUACAAGAAGGUUCUGCUUCAGCUGGAAACUCUGGAGAUCAACGUUGGUGACCAGUGUCGCAAAGAGUUUACAGACCUGAUGACAGAGAUGAUGGACCUGAGUAGUGAUGUAGGAGGACCAGGAGUCCCCCUUCUGGAUUACAGGAUGUAUGCAGAGAGAGUCUUCUUUCCUGGCCACCAGACGGCACCACUGAGUCGCCAGCUGGACCUCCCGGACUCCAGAAGGCAGACGGUGGAACAGGGCCUCCUUCAGCUCAACAACCUGCUCAACAAUAGGCUGUUCCUGACCAGGUUCAUCCACACGCUGGAGGCCCAGCAGGGUUUCUCUCAGAGGGAUCGGGGUUAUGUUGCCAGUCUGCUCACCAUAGCUCUGCACGAUAAGCUUGAGUACUUCACCGAGGUCAUGAAGAGUCUGCUGCAGGACCUGGUGCAACAAUAUGUGACCAAGAAUCCCAAACUUAUGCUACGCCGGACAGAGACUGUUGUAGAAAAGAUGCUGACCAACUGGAUGUCCAUCUGCCUGUACUCCUUCCUGAAGGAAGUGGCGGGUGAGCCUCUCUACAUGCUCUACAGAGCCAUUAAGUAUCAGGUCGAUAAAGGACCUGUCGACGCUGUGACGGGAAAAGCCAAGCGAACGCUCAAUGACAGCCACCUGUUGCGGGAAGACAUUGACUACUACCCUGUGACACUGACCGUCCUGGUGAAGAACGGAGUUGAGGUUCAGCCGUGUCCUGUUAUGCUGGACACAGACACAAUCACACAGGUGAAGGAUAAAAUCCUGGAUCAGGUCUACAGAGGAGCUCCAUUCUCUCAGAGACCUGCAGCAGACAGUUUGGACCUUGAGUGGCGUUCGGGCCAGGCAGGUCACUUGACCCUGUCGGAUGAUGAUGUCACUGCGGUGGUUCAGGGCCGCUGGAAACGACUCAACACGCUACAGCACUACAAGGUUCCGGAUGGAGCCACAGUCGCUCUCAUGCCUCGCUGUCAAAGCUCAGGAGGAGUCGGCAUUAACCAAGUUUUCCAGACGGGAGAGAAAACGCCAAUGCUGGAGGGUGAGGAGGAGGAGGGUCUGCGUCUGUGGCACCUGGUGAAGAGCAGCGAAGAUCCUGAAAUCCCCAAACACAGAAAGAGCAGCAUGCGGGAACGAGAGCGGGCCAAAGCCAUCCCUGAGAUUUACCUGACCAGACUGCUGUCCAUGAAGGGUAACACGCACCCGCACGGAACGCUGCAGAAGUUUGUCGACGAUGUCUUUGGCAUUCUCAGCACGAAGCGUCCUCCUCCCAUCGCUGUCGCUUUCUUCUUUGACUUCCUGGACGACAUGGCUGAAAAACACAGCAUCGACGACCCUGAAACAGUCCACAUAUGGAAGACCAACAGCCUCCCUCUCAGGUUCUGGGUGAACAUACUGAAGAAUCCUCAGUUCGUUUUAGACGUCCAGGUGACGGACAGCAUCGAUGCCGUCCUGUCUGUCAUCGCUCAGACCUUCAUUGACUCCUGCACCACGUCAGAGCACAAAGUGGGCCGGGACUCUCCUGUGAACAAGCUGCUGUAUGCCAGAGAGAUUCCCCGAUACAAACAGCUGGUAGAGAGGUAUUACAGUGACAUCCACAGUGCCGCAUCUGGCUGUUACCAGGAGAUGAACUCCACUCUGACUGAACUUUCUGGGGGUUUUGCCUCAGAAAUGAACAAUCUUGUUGCUCUUCAUGAACUCUACAAAUACAUCAACAAAUACUACGACCAGAUCAUCAUGUCUCUGGAGGAAGAGAGUUCUGGUCAGAAGAUGCAGUUGGCCUACCGGCUGCAGCAGGUCGCCGCCCUGGUGGAGAACAAGGUCACUGACCUCUGAUGACCCCACCCAUUCAGUCCUAUCAACCUACCUGAAGCACUGAUCUUUGAGUCCGGACCCCCUCUACGGCCGCCAGUCACUACCAACCAUAUGACCUCUGACCCUGAGCCUGAAGAACCCUGGAGUGGCUGUUGAAGGGGAGUAAGGCUGGAGUAACAACAAACGUCGCUGACUUCCUGUUAACACUGUGUCUUCCUGAUGUGCGUGCGCAUUGGCGAUGUGUGAGGUUUUUAUAGUCAAACUCAGGAGCACCAAAAAUGUUGGAUGUUCCCGGAAUCCGUCACACUGCAGGAAACAGCCACAACCUGGAACCUCUCAGAAAGAUUCAUGGCAGCUUCAAGUCUUUAUCGCCAGUGUUUGAGACUUUUGCAAAGAUUUCAAUUUUUUUUUUAAUUCACGUUGAAUCACGUCGCUGUCACUUCAACUCGCUCAUCAGUAUUAAACGUAACCACGCCACAGUCCAUCACAUUUCUUACCAGCAGAUUUUAAAGGGUUUGUUUAGAGAAAUGUGAACAACUCAUCAUCACGGAAUCAGUGGUUUGUUCUUUGGCCAGGUUUAGUUAUUGUCUUUUGCAUUAUUGGUGUUAUUGGUAUUUGUCAAACGCAAACAUCUUGUUACAGAAUGGGUAAGAAGAUAUUUAGAGCAUAGACAUCAAUGAAAAAGUUUACAUUUAUGCUAUAUUUAAAUUAACCAGAAUCUAAAAGUGAAAGUAACACCGGCGCCACAUGGAAGACCGAACGCCAAAUCAACCAAA